AAGAAGAAGAAGACCCCUUCACAAGACAUGUGCGUACAACGUGCACACAUCUAAGAAAGAGAUCAACAACGAAGAGGAGACUCCUGUUGAAGAAAAAUUAAUGGAGUUCAAAGAGGUCUACAUCAAGCCAGAGGAAGAGAUGGAUGAUCAGCGCAGGCUGCUGGAUCUCAGCCGGAUCCCCCUGAUAAUCUUACACCGAAUAGAUUCCCAAAAAUAUUGUGUGUGUAAAGUAGAGGGAGUUCUCACUGAGAUCAGCAACCAGGAGGGAAACUCCUCUUUAUAUAAAGAGGAAGCAGAACCUCUGCAGAUAAAACUGGAGCAAGAGGAACAAGAACAUCAAAACUUUAAGAAAGAAGAGAGGCGACUCUGCGUCAGUCAGAUUGAAAAGCAAAUUUUGCUGAAAGAGGAGACUGACAACAUUUUAACGAUUCCUUCUUAUGUGCAAAGACUCCACAAUGAAACAGAACAUAACAGGACCCAACUCAUCUCUCAGGCCUCCCCAGAAGUUGAGAACUGGGAUCAAGGAGGAAACAAUAAUAAGGACCCAGGAAAACGGAGAGAAGAGCAGAAGCAAAAUGAGAGAUGUGAGAAAACCAGACCGCAGAAGGGCACUGCAGAUGUUUCAAAACAAAAAACAAACACGCAAACUCACCCCGACCAAAAUAGAUAUUCUUGUCAAAUUGGUUCUAUAUACUUUUCUCAAAAAAGUCACCCGAGUACACACAUGAGAACAUACAAGGUUAAGAAGCCUUUCACAUGUACAACCUGUGGAAAAUGUUUUGGUCAUAGUAGCCAUUUAAAAAUUCACAUGAGAACUCAUACAGGUGAGAAGCCUUUCACAUGUUUGACCUGUGGAAAAACUUUGACACAAAAAAGUUAUUUGGCACGUCACAUGACAAUGCACACAGGUGAGAAGCGUUUUGAAUGUGUGAAUUGUGGGAAAGGUUUUUGGAACGAAAGUUCUUUGAAAACACACAUGCGAGCUCACACAGAAGAGAAGCGUUUCGUAUGUGUGAAUUGUGGGAAAGGUUUUUGGAACAAAAGUACUUUAAAAACACACAUGCGAGCUCACACAGAAGAAAAGCCUUUCACAUGUUUGACCUGUGGAAAAUGUUUUAGUGAAAAGGGCAGUUUAAAUAUUCACACAAGAAUUCACACAGGUGAGAAUCCUUUCACAUGUGUGACCUGUGGAAAAACUUUUACACAAAAAUAUAAUUUGGAAAGUCACAUGAGAACUCACACAGGUGAGAAGCCUUUCACCUGUGUGAACUGUGGAAAAUGUUUUAGCCAAAAAAGCUGUUUACAAACUCACAUGAGAACUCACACAGGUGAGAAGCCUUUCACAUGUGUCAACUGUGGAAAGAGUUUCGUUGAUAAAAGUAGUUUAACUUAUCACAUGAGAACUCACACAGGUGAGAAGCCUUUCACAUGUGUCAACUGUGGAAAGAGUUUCAUUAAGAGACGUUAUUUAAAUCAUCACAUGAGAACUCACACAGGUGAGAAGCCUUUCCCAUGUGUGAACUGUGGAAAGAGUUUCAGAUAUAGAAAUCAAUUAAAUUGUCACAUGAGAAUUCACACAGGUGAGAAGCCUUUCGCCUGUGUGACCUGUGGAAAAUGUUUUAGUCAAAACUGUUUACAAUCUCACAUGAGAACUCACACAGGUGAGAAGCCUUUCACGUGUGUGACCUGUGGUAAAAGUUUUACUAGAAAAGGUUGUUUAGUACGUCACACAAAAACUCAUACAGGUGAGAAGCCUUUCACUUGUGUGACCUGUGGGAAAGGUUUUACUAGAAAAGGUUGUUUGGUAGCUCAUAGAAAAACUCAUACAGGUGAGAAGCCUUUCGCCUGCGUGACCUGUGGGGAAGGUUUUCCUACAAAAUAUUGUGUGGUACGUCACACAAGAACUCAUACAGGUGAUAAUUCUUGUGCCAUCAAGCCAUGAGGAAAAAUCGUGACUGAGUUGUAAGCAAUGAAAUUUGAUACUUUUACAGGCACCAAGGAACUGCCCCCCCUCAGCAGUGUGCUGUUACUGUAAAGCCAAGUUGCCACAGACUUAUCCUUCUCUUUUCCUGUGGACCCUCGAGGAGAGAGUUCGCUCUGGGGAGACGAGCAUUGAUAUGGGCCGCAUGGGACUCAAAGACUCACAAGCAUCUGCAGGGUCAGCCAGGCUGAGUAAAGUCUGCUUUAUGUGAAACUAUUAUAAUCAAACUAUUGGUGAUCUGUCUAAGCUGUACAGGACAAAGCUGACCUUGGAGCGGAGCCACUAUCCAGCAGGAGUGCAGAGACUCCAUGCUGCGAUCCCCUUCACAGGCCAGAGACCCGCCUAGGACCCUGGGCCUUUUCCCCAUGGCUAUGUCUCAAGAUAGCCACUGUGGCUUCUGAGAUAACCAGCUUUCCCAUGGACUAACUCAACGAUCAGCUUCCUGUACUCUUAUCAUUUGGGCUACCACUCAAAUUUGGUUCGUUCCAACAUAAGGCUUGUUUCAUUUCACUCCACCAUCUUUCGAUAAUGCUAUCAGCCUUAAUACUGCAUUAAUAUGGAACAUUAAUGUUGAUUUAAUGGUGUUAUGUGUAACUUUGGGAUUAACCCAUUUAGCGACCAAUCGUUACAGUGACCCCUAGCUUCCCAGAAUAAUAAUCACAUUAAUAAAAUCAAGUGUCCUAAAGUUAAAGUUAUGGAUUUUACUGAGCAAAUCGUUCUGUAAAAUGUUAUCAAAUCCUGUUUGUGUAACUCAGCAUCUGCAUUGUGAAUGGGUUGAAACAUACCAAAUGUUGUUCUAAAUUAGUCAAGCUAAUUUAACCUCAUUCCACAUUCUUUAAGGUGAACUUUGGUUCUUUGACUUAGAUCUUCAGUGAACCAGGAAUCACUGAAUCAUUCUGAUGAUGAUCAUUUUAUUUUAUCUUUUUCCUUCUCUUGUGUGUAUAUAGUUCCUUGGCUUCUUUUUUAUCUUCGUUUUGCUUAGUAGUUUUAGUUAAGUUUCACUUGCCUAGUAGAGAUGAUUUGUUGAUUGAAAUAUAGUGUUAAU
Fundulus heteroclitus (mummichog) is the source of this 3026-nucleotide messenger RNA. RefSeq names its product gastrula zinc finger protein XlCGF57.1. The coding region runs from base 101 to 1942 and encodes 613 amino acids. The transcript has 3 exons. Gene Ontology annotation, molecular function: RNA polymerase II cis-regulatory region sequence-specific DNA binding; DNA-binding transcription activator activity, RNA polymerase II-specific. The record is from RefSeq and is a predicted model, not a curated record. NCBI's taxonomy places the organism in Eukaryota, Metazoa, Chordata, Actinopteri, Cyprinodontiformes, Fundulidae. Gene Ontology annotation, cellular component: nucleus. Gene Ontology annotation, biological process: regulation of transcription by RNA polymerase II.